AUGCCCGGUCGGCUUCAGGUCCAGCGGCCGUCACCCACUACCGUCAGCUUCACUGUCUCGAACGCGCCUCGACGCUCGAGUUCCCCCGCGAAGAUCCUCUUUGGUGUUCGGGUUCUCAUACGCGCAAUUGUCUUCUGCUGUGUCAUCAUAGUUGGAACGACGCGCUCGAGGCAUAUUUUCUUUCACCGGUAUGGUCGGUUCAUACCUUGGCAGGAUGUGUGGUCGUCUUCUCUCGGGUCCAGGGUUUGCGAUCUGGUGGACACAUACAACAACCCAUGGGUAAUCGCAGUGAUCAGCACGCUGUUGGUUUGGGGAGUCUUCCGCAGGGGCUAUACGGAGGAAUCGCUCUUGGUUAUCCGUGGCUUCGGCAUCCAAACGUCCACCUCAUCCUCUACCUAUCUGUCGACUGCCGCAACGAGGUUCAUUCCUACCACGCAGAUUCAAGAUAUCGUUAUCCAUGAAGCCUUCAAAGGCUUUGAAGUUAGAUUUUAUCUGGCUGUCAUUGUCGAAGGCGAGCCCGAUGUCUUGGUGGUCUUCCCAAAAAUGCUACCAAACCGUGAGAUUUUAGAAGAAGUAUGGAGAGGUUCCCGGCGUUGUCUUUAUGAUGCAAAGUCAUGA
Molecule: messenger RNA, 618 nt
Organism: Penicillium maclennaniae
Lineage: Eukaryota; Fungi; Ascomycota; Eurotiomycetes; Eurotiales; Aspergillaceae
Product: PIG-H family GPI synthesis protein
Exons: 3
Coding region: 1-618 (205 amino acids)
Biological process (GO): GPI anchor biosynthetic process
Cellular component (GO): glycosylphosphatidylinositol-N-acetylglucosaminyltransferase (GPI-GnT) complex
Source: RefSeq, a predicted model, not a curated record